AUGAGCGAAAAUUCCAAUAAUACCAAAAUUGUGGCGAAGAAGGCCAAAGCCUACGAAAUUAAAGUCCUCCAACGCUUCGCUCGAGCCAAGAAGUUGUUGGUUCUCGAUCUUGACCACACUCUCUUGCAUGAUAAGUGGGAGGAAUUUGUGCCAGAACAAAGACCUUUUCUGCACCAAUUCCUGGCUAAGGUCGCCAAGUCCUUUAAUUUAAUGAUUUGGAGCGAUUCUCCUUUGGAUAGGAUUUGGAGUGUGUUGGAGGAGCUCGGAAUGGACUCGAACAAGGACUAUGGCAUCAAAGCGAUCCUCUGCAGGAAAGCUGUGGUCAAUAUCAAGAGCGAAGGAGCCUGGGUUAGAUGCAAGCCACUUUCAAUAAUUUGGAACAAGUACCCAUUUUUUGGUCCCCAAAACACAAUCAUCGUAGAUGAUAUAGAAGAAAAUUUUUUUUUGAAUAAAAAAUCUGGAGUGCUGAUUAAAGAGUUUCGGGCUGGCAUGAAGAAAGACGUUGAGCUGCUAAAGCUCGGCAAGUACCUGGUGAAGAUCGCACGGAGAAGCAGUUUUGAGAACAUCGACCACACCAAAUGGGAAUCCAACUGA
Messenger RNA from Neocloeon triangulifer, 594 nucleotides. RefSeq lists its product as uncharacterized. Gene Ontology annotation, molecular function: phosphoprotein phosphatase activity. Lineage: Eukaryota; Metazoa; Arthropoda; Insecta; Ephemeroptera; Baetidae. Bases 1 to 594 code for a protein of 197 amino acids. The transcript is spliced from 3 exons. The record is from RefSeq and is a predicted model, not a curated record.